This is a messenger RNA of Periophthalmus magnuspinnatus, 330 nucleotides long. RefSeq names its product lymphocyte cytosolic protein 2b (gene lcp2b). Gene Ontology annotation, biological process: cell surface receptor protein tyrosine kinase signaling pathway; intracellular signal transduction. NCBI's taxonomy places the organism in Eukaryota, Metazoa, Chordata, Actinopteri, Gobiiformes, Gobiidae. The transcript is spliced from 3 exons. The record is from RefSeq and is a predicted model, not a curated record. Bases 1 to 330 code for a protein of 109 amino acids.
AUGACCAGGCAGGAGGCAGAGGCAGCGCUGGCAAAACUGGACAAGGACGGUGCCUUUGUGGUCAGAGACAGCUCCAAAGGCCAGUCAGAGCAUCCCUACACUCUGAUGGUGCUGAUGGAAGACAAGAUUUACAACAUUAAGAUUCGUAAACGAGGCGAUCAGUUCCUCCUGGGCACUGGGCUCCACCACAAAACGAGUUUCCCCGGGGUGAGAGCGAUGAUUACCCACCAUGCCCACAUCCCGCUGCUGCUCAUCGACGCCAAGGACCACAACCCGGAGACGCAGCGCCCCCUGUGCUGCCUCCUGCACCCGGUCGGACCACAGCAAUAA